CAUAUCUUUGUCAGAAGCUUUGAUGUGUCUGGAACCACACAAACAAAUGAAAAGGAUAUCAAUGCCAAUAAUUCAUUUGGACAAAAACUAGCAAGUUGCCAUGGCUCCGGCUCCCCAUUAAUUUCUUCAACCUAAAAACCUCAACCACACCCUUCUUCUUCCUCUUCUUCUUCUUCUUCUUCUUCACAAACCAAACCAAACCAAACUAAGCCAAGCCAAACCAUGAAUACUGCAGAUCAACCUCCUCCACUCCACAUUGCAGUAUUCCCAUGGCUAGCUUUUGGUCAUAUGAUUCCACUCUUAGAACUCUCCAAAUCCUUAGCCAAAAGAGGUCACCAAAUCUCCUACAUCUCCACUCCAAGAAACAUCACAAGACUACCAAAACUCCCUCCAAACCUCUCCUCUCUGAUCCACCUUAUCCCUUUAACUCUCCCAAAGGUCCCUGGCCUCCCGGACAACGCUGAGGCCACCUCCGACCUCCCACCGGAGAAAGUCCAGUUGUUAAAGUUGGCACUAGAUGGCCUCCAACAACCAUUUGCCAACUUCCUUAAAGAGUCUUCUUCAUCGAAGCUGAAGAGAAAACAACCAGAUUGGAUAAUCCUAGACUUUGCCACUCCAUGGGCUCCAUCUGUAGCCUCUCAGUUCUCCAUCCCUUGCGUUGUAUUCUCCAUCUUCACCGCGUCCAUGCUGGCCUUCUUUGGCCCGGAGAACGAGCUCACCCCGGACGGCUCCAGGACGACGCCGGAGCACUUCACUGUUCCUCCAAACUGGAUCCCUUUCCCUUCUAAUCUCGCCUACUCUCUCCACGGAGCUACUCUUUUAGUUAACAACGUUUACAGAGUAAAUGCUUCCGGCGUGCCAGACAUUUGCCGCGUUGGUUCCACUCUGCGAGCAUGCAAACUCGUAGCUCCGAGAUCGUGCAUGGAGUUAGAGUCUGAAUACUUGAAUCUCCUUCAAAACCUCUAUAACAAGCCUGUCAUUCCUGUUGGCCUCCUUCAACCAUCAUCAUCAUCAUCAUCAAACACAAAGACUAGCGAUGUUAAAAAUGAUCCAAUCUUGCAGUGGCUGGAUAAGCAAGAACCAAAGUCAGUAGUAUAUAUAGCUUUUGGAAGUGAAGCCACUCUGAGCAUCGAGUUGCUGCAUGAACUUGCAUUAGGCCUUGAGAUGUCUGAGUUUCACUUCCUCUGGGCUCUGAGGAAGCCUGUUGACUUUGAAGGUGAGGUUUUGCCUGAAGGUUUUGAAGAGAGGACUAAAGAACGUGGGGUGGUGACCUUGGGUUGGGUUCCUCAGCUUGAUGUUUUAGGACAUGUGUCUGUUGGUGGCUUCUUGACUCAUUCUGGUUGGAGUUCAGUGAUUGAAGCUCUUCAGUUUGGGCACCCUCUUGUUCUCCUUCCAAUAUUUGCAGACCAAGAUAUAAACGCAAGGAUGGUGGAACACAGAGAAUUUGGAGUUGAGGUGAAGAGGAAGGAGGAUGGAUCCUUUGACAGAGAAGCAGUGGCUAGUGCUUUAAGAUUGGUGAUGGUUGAUGAUGAUGAUGAUGAUGAUGAUGGGAUGAAGGUCAGGGUCAAAGCUAAAGAGUUGAGUGUAGUCUUUGCUGACAAGGAGAGACAGGAACAGUAUGUUGAUGAUUUUCUACAGCAUCUCAAGGAUCAUAGAGAUGUUUAAAGUGAACUUUAUUUAUUGCAGUUUAUCUUCCAUGCUAUUUAUCUUGUGAUAUAUGUAGCUCUCUCUGAUUUUAUUUGGUAACAAUAUUCUGUACAAUAAUUCUAGCAAAAGAAAAAAAACUGCUAUAUA
Messenger RNA from Dioscorea cayenensis subsp. rotundata (Guinea yam), 1794 nucleotides. Its product is annotated as putative UDP-rhamnose:rhamnosyltransferase 1. Bases 223 to 1665 code for a protein of 480 amino acids. Gene Ontology annotation, molecular function: UDP-glycosyltransferase activity. NCBI's taxonomy places the organism in Eukaryota, Viridiplantae, Streptophyta, Magnoliopsida, Dioscoreales, Dioscoreaceae. The transcript is spliced from 2 exons. The record is from RefSeq and is a predicted model, not a curated record.